AGCAACCUGAACGUGCCUGCAAAUUACAACGGUGGAUUCUUGACUGAAUUCUUUUUGCUUGCAAUCGUCACAGCGUCCAAAAAGAUGGGGCUUCUCAAGAGUCUCACCCUGGCCCAGAGCCUAAUCGGCUCCAGCUUGGCCGCCAUGGUGCCACGCGCCUCCGACGCAAAGGCCUUUGGGCCCUCCACAAACCUCAAGCUGCCGUACAGCCUCGACGACGCGGCGUCGGCCGUGGUCAGCAUCGCGACCAAGAAGCCCUUUGUCGUGUUGGAGGACGUGCCCUCGCUCCGAGACGUCAAGUGCGCCGACGGCAACGUCGUCAUGGCCUUUGACAGCGCCGACGCCAUCCAGGCCGUCCGGGCCGUCUGGCCCAGCUCGGGCGAGUUCGUCGUCGUCAUGAGCGAGAGCGCCGGCACCUGCAGCGGCGAUCGCGAGCGCGGCCUGUUCCUUCUCGGCGAGCUCACCCACGACGAGGAGAAGCUGACCAUCACGGCGGCGGCCGAGAAGCGUCGCCCCCGGGACGAGAUCGAGGACGCGGUUAUCGACUUUAGCCGGAAGAAAAAGGUGGGCGCUGGGCGGAGCUCGGCUCUCGCGGCGAAGAAUGCCAGAUCGGCCGCCGGCGAGAACAAGUCCGACCCGCUCCCCAUCGCCAGCGAGACCUUUGAGGUGGACCUGUCGGACACGACGCUCGCCGACACCGAGGGCCUGUACCUGCGCGCGGACCGCGCCUCGUUUACCAGCACCGUCGAGCUGGAGGGGCAUGUGCAUUAUAAUAUGGGAGCCAUGGAGCUCGAGGAGUUCAAGAUUCAGUUGCACGUCGAGUACGAUUUGGACCUCAACGUGACGGCCAAUAUUAAUAGCCGUUUGGGGUUGGAUGUAAUUAGUUGGAGCCCACUGUCCGCCUCUAUUUCCGCCAUUAGCAUCCCUGGUAUUAUCGACAUCGGGCCCAGGGCUACAUUCUCCAUCGGCGUCGAACUGGCCGCCGAAGGGCCUGUUAACGUCACGACCGGAUACCAUUCGACACUCGAGGGCGCCACUGCCAUUCUGGACCUCCUCGACGAAAACGGCACCAAGGCCGAGGGAUGGGAACCCCAAACCUCUGGCAGCGCAGAGGUGUCCACGCAGGUGGCGCUGCAGAUCAAUCCGUACGCAGACCUGUCCGUCGCGUUCGGGAUCAACGUCUUCGAGGGCGCGCUGGACCUGAGCGCAGGCAUCGCGGCGCGGCCGACGCUGGUCAACGCGUUUGUGAUCGGGUCCGACUUCGAGUUCGACAGCGAGACGGGGCUGGAGCUGAGCGGGCCCGAGUGCCCCGACGCGGAGGAGGCGGGCGGCUGCUGCAGCAACGGGGCCUGGUACGAGAGCCGGUUCUGGUUCGAGGUCAGGGCCUACGUGACGCAGUUCUACCGGGUGCCGCUGUACACGGUCGACCUGCCCAUCUACGAGGGCCAGUGCUGGGCGUUUGGCGAGGAGGCCGGGAACUCUACCGAGCCCGUGCCGGAGCCGCCCAAGUGCAGGAAGAAGAGGGCGAGCGUUGCUUGAGUUGUGUCGAUGGGCCUUUGUAAUGAGCUUUUGUUGAUUUGCAAACGUUUGCUAUAAUUGCACCAUAUCGUGGAAAAUGCUAUUGAUUUGUUGUUUUUAUUUAAUGCGGUAAAUGUCUGAUAACUCUACCAUCGUCUUAUAAAAUAUGGAAUGGGACAGGGGCAACGGGAAUAAUGUGGCACAUUGAUAGAAAAGCUUAUUACCGUUUCGUUUCAUUGGAC
This is a messenger RNA of Pyricularia oryzae 70-15, 1760 nucleotides long. RefSeq lists its product as uncharacterized. Lineage: Eukaryota; Fungi; Ascomycota; Sordariomycetes; Magnaporthales; Pyriculariaceae. The record is from RefSeq and is a predicted model, not a curated record. The transcript has a single exon. The coding region runs from base 85 to 1539 and encodes 484 amino acids.